ACUCACUUACAGAAAAUUCACUGCGUGCCCUCCUCACUUGUUCUACAAUGAGUGCCAAAUCUGCCAUCAGCAAGGAAAUUUUUGCACCUCUUGAUGAAAGGAUGCUGGGAGCUGUCCAAGUCAAGAGGAGGACAAAGAAAAAGAUUCCUUUCUUGGCAACUGGGGGUCAAGGCGAAUACUUAACUUACAUCUGCCUGUCAGUGACAAACAAGAAACCCACACAGGCGUCCAUCACGAAGGUCAAACAAUUUGAAGGCUCCACGUCUUUUGUUCGGAGAUCACAGUGGAUGCUCGAGCAGCUUCGCCAGGUUAAUGGUAUUGAUCCUAAUCGGGAUUCUGCAGAGUUUGAUUUGUUGUUUGAAAAUGCUUUUGACCAGUGGGUAGCCAGCACAGCCUCAGAAAAAUGCACCUUCUUCCAGAUCCUCCACCACACCUGCCAGAGGUACCUCACCGACAGGAAGCCGGAGUUCAUUAACUGCCAAUCCAAAAUUAUGGGAGGAAACAGCAUCCUCCAUUCAGCUGCCGAUAGCGUGACCAGCGCGGUGCAGAAGGCAAGCCAGGCCUUGAACGAGCGCGGGGAGCGGUUAGGCCGGGCAGAGGAGAAGACAGAAGACCUGAAGAACAGCGCCCAGCAGUUUGCAGAAACUGCGCACAAGCUUGCCAUGAAGCACAAAUGUUGAGAAACUGCCUAUCCUGAUGACCCUCUUAAGAGAAAUGGAAGAGUUUGUUCAGAAGUUUUUACAAGAAUUCCGGACCUCCGCUUGCUUCUUUUUUUCCAAUAUUUGGACAUUUAGAGUUUUUUGUUUUUCCUUUUCAAAUGUUACUAUGAAAGAAAAGGUGUUGUGUUUAUACAUUUCCCUGAUGAUCUUGCUAAGAAAUGCUACAAUAGCAUCAGCUUCA
This is a messenger RNA of Propithecus coquereli (Coquerel's sifaka), 900 nucleotides long. It is a transcript of the gene STXBP6, whose product is annotated as syntaxin binding protein 6 (amisyn). NCBI's taxonomy places the organism in Eukaryota, Metazoa, Chordata, Mammalia, Primates, Indriidae. The coding region runs from base 48 to 680 and encodes 210 amino acids. The record is from RefSeq and is a predicted model, not a curated record. Gene Ontology annotation, molecular function: phosphatidylinositol-4,5-bisphosphate binding. Gene Ontology annotation, cellular component: plasma membrane; exocyst. Gene Ontology annotation, biological process: exocytosis; regulation of SNARE complex assembly; Golgi to plasma membrane transport. The transcript has 6 exons.